Saccostrea cuccullata (small rock oyster) is the source of this 602-nucleotide messenger RNA. RefSeq lists its product as uncharacterized. NCBI's taxonomy places the organism in Eukaryota, Metazoa, Mollusca, Bivalvia, Ostreida, Ostreidae. The record is from RefSeq and is a predicted model, not a curated record. The coding region runs from base 111 to 602 and encodes 163 amino acids. The transcript is spliced from 3 exons.
AGUUAAGCACCGCUUUAAAAUUUUUGAAAAUAGUUCGACAUGGAUCGAACUUUUUCAACACACCUUAUUUACAUGCUCCGUUGCUUCGCAUUUGCUCACAAUAAAUAGUUAUGAAAAAUGUAACAAAAUGCUUGACAUCAACAGUUGCUCCUACAACAACAUCGUCAACAUCAAUGCCAACCACAGAACAAACAAUUUCUGAAAGGACAACAACAUCAGCAAAAACAACAACAACAACAGGCUCACCAACUUCACAUUCAGCGGUAAGAAUGUGUCACACGUGUGGAAACGCUGAUAACUCUUUGCCCUGCGACACGAGGACCAUCUACUUAGGUAACUUACAGAGCUGUGCUGCGGGGGAGGAUUUCUGUAUGACUGAUAUUGUUCACGAUGAGAGUCCAUAUCCUAAAACAUUUAAAAGGUGCGUGUCAGAGCAAGAGUGUCGAAACAAGUGGCUCCACCAGACGUCUGAUUUAGACUACUGUCUGCAAUAUGGAAGUGUUCCAAUGUCAGGACAGUACACCUGUCAUUUUUGUUGUGUAGGAGAUGGGUGUAAUGCAGGGCAGAUUCCGGAUAAUUCCACCUACUAUUCCAGAGCAUGA